AUGGAUAGCCUGCACAACGGGGGCGACGUUGAGGAGGUGGAGCAGUACGUGCAGGCGGCGUUGCCGCUCUUCGAGUGUGCGCCUCAGGCGUUGGCCGAGGUGGCGCCGCAGUUGCUGCAAGAUAUGUCGGUCAUCCGGAAAUCUGUGGGCGACUGUCGCACACUCGGGAACUUCGACCGACAAGAGUGCGACAUAUACGAAGGCUUUCUUAUAUUCUGCACGAUCCUCAUUGGCCUCGCCCCGGCUCAACAACAACUUGACCUAACUGAAGUCGAAAGUCUUCUCACCACCGGUUACUUCUCCCCACCCGUUGUGCUCCAGGCCUGUCACCUGCUCGCCCUCAAACAAGCGUCUCCUUCGGCUCAACUGCUCAAGCACUGCGCCUUGCGCUUGACUCAGCGGCUGGGAAAGCUGCAGCAAUUCCUGGUGGCUUACCUCGCUACUCUCACCCGCGAUAUCCCGCCAAUCGGACAGCCGGCAGGCGGAGGCAAGUCCGGGACAGAUAUGGGGGUGUCCCAGUUGACCGCAUCGGGGGAUGCUGUGUCCAAGACUAUGCCAGAAGAAGCUGUUGCAGGGGCUGGGGAAGAGGCCGAGCACCGACUCGCAGCCGUGGCCCAAGGACUAAAUCUGCGUCAGGAUACCGCGGCAUUGAUACAGUCGUGCAGAGCAGGACGUCUGAGCAUCUUGGAGUUGCUCAAGGCGCUGUCCGUGGAGCCACCGUCUGACGGUAUAAACGGCAUCUUAACUGAAGUUGCUGCGCUGAACGCUUACUCCCGGGUUAUCCUUAACCUGAAACCUGACCUACCAGUCCAAGCGUUGGGCGAGACAGAGAUAGAACUGCUGGAACAGCACUCCUCUCUCUGCGAGUCGGUUAUGAAUGCCGUCCGAGACGCCCCAGACAGAGAGCUCAGCGACCUCCUACUCGUGGUGAUCGCCGAGAGCCUGAUAGCCAUGGCAGUCGCAUCGCAACAACCCGUGGCCAAAUUGGGGAAAGCCAUACUUAACUGCUUUCGCCACCUACCUCACGACCAAGUCCUCGUGGGUCGAAAUCUAGUCAACGGCCUCUGUCCUCUCUACCCGUAUAACACGGACAUCGGCUGCAAAAUAUUCGAGCUGGCUGACGUGUUCAAAGAACCACUUACUCAGUGGAAACAGUAA
Molecule: messenger RNA, 1158 nt
Organism: Gregarina niphandrodes
Lineage: Eukaryota; Apicomplexa; Conoidasida; Eugregarinorida; Gregarinidae
Exons: 1
Coding region: 1-1158 (385 amino acids)
Source: RefSeq, a predicted model, not a curated record